AUGGCGGAAGCUCCUACGCCGACCCAACAGCCUCGUCCUGUCGUUUACGUAGUUUUCCAGAUCGGCGGCGUAGGAGUCGUCAGCGAAAAUAAACUUGGGCCGGCGCCAGCUUCCAAAGAUUCCAUAGAAGCAAUGCCGAGGAUAAAAGUGAAAGAGAGUGGCAAUGAUUGUUGUGUUUGUUUGGAAGAGUUCGAAGUUGAAGAAGAAGCAAGGGAGAUGCCAUGUAAGCAUGUGUUCCAUUCGGGUUGUAUUCAGAAGUGGCUGUUGAUCCAUGGGUUAUGCCCGGUUUGUCGAUUCUUGAUGCCGCCUGAGACGGCUGAAAUAGGAGGUGGUGAGGGUAAUGGUGGCCGGCGAAGAAUGGAGGGUGGGGAGAUCAAUGGUUUGGAAAUUGUACAGUCGGUUUUUGCUUUUGCUAGCUUGGCUAGCAUGAUGGGUAUGAUGGGUUGGGGUCGGGCUUUCCGUCAACCUGAUUCGGGUCAAGUUGAUGAUGAUAGGUCUUCCAAUUGCAACACGGAUGAUACGCCUUCCAAUUGCAACACGGAUAGCAAUUGA
Gossypium raimondii (Peruvian cotton) is the source of this 552-nucleotide messenger RNA. RefSeq names its product E3 ubiquitin-protein ligase RING1-like. Gene Ontology annotation, cellular component: cytoplasm. Gene Ontology annotation, biological process: protein ubiquitination. The record is from RefSeq and is a predicted model, not a curated record. The transcript has a single exon. Bases 1 to 552 code for a protein of 183 amino acids. Gene Ontology annotation, molecular function: ubiquitin protein ligase activity. NCBI's taxonomy places the organism in Eukaryota, Viridiplantae, Streptophyta, Magnoliopsida, Malvales, Malvaceae.